Helianthus annuus (common sunflower) is the source of this 1068-nucleotide messenger RNA. RefSeq names its product hevamine-A. Gene Ontology annotation, biological process: carbohydrate metabolic process. The transcript has 2 exons. The record is from RefSeq and is a predicted model, not a curated record. Gene Ontology annotation, cellular component: extracellular region. Gene Ontology annotation, molecular function: chitinase activity. The coding region runs from base 29 to 868 and encodes 279 amino acids. NCBI's taxonomy places the organism in Eukaryota, Viridiplantae, Streptophyta, Magnoliopsida, Asterales, Asteraceae.
CACUUUCUUCAUACAUACUCUGUUAAAAAUGGCAAACCAAUUAGCAUUAACCUCUUUAUGGAUCAUGUUACUAUCAGUGGGCAUCAACGCUGGUGGCAUUGCUAUCUACUGGGGUCAAAACGGGGGUGAGGGCACCUUGGCUGAGAUGUGCUCGACAGGAAACUAUGAUUUUGUCAACCUUGCAUUUCUUGCAACGUUUGGAAACGGCCAGACACCAAUGAUUAAUCUGGCAGGUCACUGUGAUCCAUACAUCAACGGCUGCACCAAGUUAACAACCGACAUUAAAUCAUGUCAAGCAAAAGGAGUCAAGGUGAUGCUCACUCUUGGAGGAGCAAUCGGGAGCUACUACCUAACCUCUGCUGCAGAUGCCAAACAAGUAGCCACUUACCUCUGGAAUAACUUCUUAGGUGGCAAAUCAUCCACCCGUCCACUUGGCAAAGCUGUUUUAGAUGGAAUCGAUUUUGACAUCGAAGGAGGAACCACCCAACACUGGGAUGACCUGGCAAGGUAUCUUUCUGGAUACAGCAGUCGAGGAAAGAAGGUAUACCUGACAGCAGCUCCCCAGUGUCCUUUCCCGGAUGCGUAUAUUGGAACCGCUCUUAAAACAGGUCUGUUUGACUAUGUUUGGGUUCAGUUCUAUAACAACCCUCCUUGUCAGUACUCUGGAGGUAUCACUAACCUUGAAGAUGCUUGGAAGCAGUGGACUAGUGAUAUACCAGCAGCCAAGAUUUUCUUGGGGCUACCAGCUUCGCCUACGGCUGCCGGAAGCGGAUACAUCCCUGUUGGUGACCUUACUUCUAAAGUGCUUCCAGCAAUCAAAGGUUCUUCAAAAUAUGGUGUAUUGGAGGUAAUUCAAUCUCUGUUGUGACCGUUGCCUAGUUGCCGUUGGAGGUUGUUAUCGGAUGAGAAUAAACUGCACAAGUCAAGCGUCAUUCCUGAUAAUAUGGCUUGAUGCAUCUUUUACGUAUUAGUUGUUAUUUUCUCUUGUUUACGUUUACUAGCCGUUGCAUGUAUUUUCCUUUAUAAAGGAUUGUUGAAUGAUCAAUAAAAUCAUCCGAGUUUGUGCAA